Molecule: messenger RNA, 1401 nt
Organism: Trichobilharzia regenti
Lineage: Eukaryota; Metazoa; Platyhelminthes; Trematoda; Strigeidida; Schistosomatidae
Source: the annotation of a GenBank genome assembly
CGUCUUAGUAAGCGAAAAGGUAACAAAACGGAAGCUGUAAACAGCAUCUCAGAACCAGAGAACACCGUAAGCGAAGUUCACCAUGAAGGUGGUGCAGACACUGAUCUUGAUUGUACCAUCAAAAACUGCAGCAGCCCUGAGAAGCAACUGCAGGCAGAUGAUAAAUGGGUAACAAAAAUAAGCAGUCGGAAGAAAUAUAGUAAUAUUGAUGGUAGGCAAACGUCUGUCACCUGUAGCCAGGCUGCAUCAAUAGUGGUGAGAAAGGACGUAGCCACUGCUAAAUACGACAAGCUCUCCUUAGACUCUAACAUAAUUGUUGGAAAUUUGGAAGAGUCCAAAGAAUCUGAUCCCGUGAAAAGGCACGAUCACGACCUUAAAUUAGUGAGUAGUAUUAUAAGGAAGAUGCUCCCAGCGAAUUUCCCUGGAGUAUCGAUUAAAAAGCUGAUUAGAAUAGGCAAAAGAGAUGAUGAAUGUUCUAAUCAGCGUAGGUUGCUUAAAGUAGUCUUAGGUUCUCCUGAUGAACGGAAUCAUCUACUGGCUAAUGUACACAACCUUGCCGGGUCAGGAAUUUCAGCCAGACCUGAUUUAUCUCUUGAAGACAGACUUAAACGAAAAGAAGUUUUGUCCCAGCUAGAAACAAGACGUAAAAAUGGUGAGACUAACCUUAAACUGGUGGGUUUUCAAAUAGUCAGGUCUUGGAAACGUAUGCUUCCAAGACCUGUGUGGAUAAGCCAGACCGCAUAGGAAGCCUGAAGGUAGUGUACACUAAUAUACGUAGUAUCGGGAACAAAUUUCACGAGCUAGGUGUAUUAGUAGAAGACCUUAGCCCAGGUAUUGUGGCCAUUACUGAAACAUGGCUGGUUUCGGGAUUAGAUGACACACCUGAGCUAUGCGGAUUUAGUUGCUUGCGCAGCGACAGAGUUAAGGGUCGUAGAGGUGGCGGGGUUGCUCUGUACAUCAACAACUCCCUACAUGUUCGUUCCGUGAAAUCUGAAGCUCAUGACAGUGGGACAGGUGAGGUAAUUAGCUGUGAAGUAAGCUUUGCAACCGGCACUCUACUCAUUGGAGUUCUGUAUAGAAGUCCCUAUUGUCAGUGUGAUGACUUCAUUUUAGAUCACCUCAAACAAUGGAGUAAACACAGUAGCUGUCUUAUUCUAGGUGAUUUUAAUGCACCUCAUAUAGACUGGGUAGCUGUCACAUCUCCAGGAUCCGCUGAUAAGUUUGACAGCCGGUUACUCUUGACAACCAUGGAAAAUGCCCUGACACAACAUGUCUUAGGUAGUACAAGAUUCGGUUCUACCCAAGGAUCUUCCUUGCUGGACUUAGUGCUUACUCAUGACAACGACGACGUGGAUGGUCUAGUUAUUCAUCCACCUCUAGCAAACAGUGAUCAUGGGGUGU